GAGAAACACUGGCAUUGUCUUCCUUCGGAGUGUCGAGCGGGUUUCCCUGGCCUCGUCCUCGGAGGGCCUACUGGGCUGGGCUGAGCCGCCUCUCCUCUCCGUGGAGGAGGCAGCUUUGAAUUGUUCCAGAUGCUAAUGUCACCCUUUGUGGGACCGCCUCAUCCCAGCCUGUGCUUUUCAUCUCGCCUGAUGGGAGGGUGGGCACUUAAAGACCAGGGCAAACAUAAAAGAAUGAAGCAAUUCAUUAACCAAAAAGGGAAAGCCCAAGGAGAGUAGAAAAUAUCGAGCGCCGUAUAUAUUUGUCCAGUAUUUAGCGUACUCUAAACUUCUUCUGAUAUUUAAAAAAAUACUUUAUCAAACAGUGCAUCAAAGUAACAUUGAAAUCUGGAGCAUUUGGUCCUGUUUAAUAACAUCAUACCCACCUAAACUCAGUGUGGUGUUUGAGUCCUUAAAACAUCGCCCCUCAAGUGUAGGCUUGAAAUCACGUUGGAAGAAAACGUUGUCUCCAGCAGCUCGCACUACUGGACUACAGUACAGCAGAGAGCUAAUCUGGGAAGGUGUCUCUGGACCUCAGUCACGAUUCUAAUUUCUACUCAGUCCAUGACCACAAGACACAGAUACUUGGCAAAGGUUCUACGGGAGUUCAGAAAAGGCCUGUCUGUACAGCCUCUGUGCCUGAGCACAGAAGCCCACACCAGGGACCAAGGCCUGAGACCCAUGGCCCUCCAUGCCUGAGAGGGAAGGCGAGCUCUGGAGACUUACCACUUGACCCCUGUGCCUGGUGGCUCUGGCAGGAAAAGCUCCUGAAGCCUGGGAUCCUGACCGAGGUCAGCUCACAGCUGACACAGUAGGGUAACAGCAUGGAGUCAUGACUGAAUGCUGGUUUCCCCCAUUCUCCACCUCUGAAUAUACCAACCCGGGGCCUUUCUUCUUGAAAGCAGCAGUGUGAUCUGGAAUGUCAAAGAGAUAAAUGCACUAAUAUUUUGGAUCAUACAACAGAAUGAUUAUUAAGUAUUUACCCAGGAAGUAUCUGCCACUCCUCUACCAAUCAAAAGUAUGGUGAAGCAUGCUUCCAAAGGAUUUGAUCAUGUAAAAUCUUUCUGGGUUUCAUUCAGCUUGUGGUUGAAACACAGAUAAAGAAGAUGAAGGACAUUGGAGAACAAUUGUACACUACACAAGUGAGUAGCGGACCCAGUUCCUUGACUAUGUCACCCAAACCACCUAAUUCUAAUAGAGCAACUCGGCCAGACAGACAAGAAACACAAACCCUUUUGUACCAAGGCUCAGAGGCAGAAACUGGCCCAAUGACCAUUGCUACGUGUGUGCAGUGCAAAAGUGUUCACAAGAUACCACCCCAAGAUUUGAAGAAGGGUACUGGGCAGAGCCAAAAGGAAGACAAGUAUGUGUGCUUCAAGUGCAGCCUUCACCCGGCUCCUGCCCAGUUUCAUUUUGUUAAUAACCCCAGUGUCACUCAUGUUAGAAAUGAAACUGAAACUAUCUCAGGUCCUGUCAAUAACAAAUUUAAAGUAAGGAACUUUAAGCCAGGCAAAUACUAUUGUGAUAAAUGUCGUUUUUCCACAAAGGACCCCCUGCAGUACAAAAAGCACACACUUCAACAUGAAGAAAUUAAGUUCAUCUGUACUCACUGCAGCUACAUUUCAUACACAAAAGGGGAGUUUCAGAGGCAUUUGGUGAAGCAUACAGGUGUAUUCCCUUAUCGGUGUGAGUAUUGUGACUAUGGUGCUAUUAGAAAUGAUUACAUUGUGAAGCACAGGAGGAGGGUCCAUGAGAGGGCUGGUGCUAAACGACCACUCAAAACUGUUGCCAAGCUGGAGCCAAAAAGAAUAAACAUCUCAAAGCAAAACAUGGAGCUUUUGAAGACUCCCAAUGCAAGGACUACAUUUCAUAGUAAGUUGUCAGAUCAGCUCUCAAUGUUCUCUCUCCAAACAAACAAAGACAGAACACAUAAUAUCAUGUUGUUACCUGAAGUAAAGGAAUACCAAAAAGAUGUCGUGUGUAUUCCAAAUAAAAUGACACUAUCUGAGCCACAUGAGCUGAGUCUGUUGGGGAACAAGAAUGUUGAGGUGGAAGUGCUGUCCCCUGCAAAGGAGCCUGUCCAGCCAGGAGUGCCACUGACUGUUGUGGCACCGUCAGAACUGGUUGUUCCCACGAACUGCCUAGCCCAGUUGAUAGACGUAAAGGUCGUCAAUGGCACCCAGCAACUAGUCCUGAAACUAUUCCCCCUGGAAGAAAACAUUCGCCUUGAAGCUGGCAGUGGGGAUGGAGGUAAUUCUGAGCCUAGGACUAAUGACCAGGGCUUAGAUGAACAAAAAAAUGUAUUUCCUGCAGAAAAAAGAAAGCCACUUACAAUUGAAGGGAAUGUUGGAGACUUUGUGGGUGUUGAUCAUCUUCAGUCUUCAGUUCAGAAACAGCUUAAACAUGUCAAGUGGGUAAGGUCUUACGAUGUUUUCAUGUCAAACUCUGGCAUAUACAACCAGAGAGAAUCCUUUCUUGGUUCUGACAUGGGUAAAGAUUUGCAGAAAACCCAUAGUGUAUAUGCACCGCGAGCUGCUCUUCCCCCAGUUGCCUUCAAAGGUUGUUCUUCAAGCUCUGGAGAGAAAAGCGGUGUUCAUGGUGGUGCUGGAACUGUACCCAGCCCUUUCCCGUGUAGAGCUGCUCUUUCCUUUGCUGAAGAUAGAAGAAAUUUGCCCAGUGACCCACAGCAGCUUCCUCCUCUGCCUAUGUCACCUGUGACCAUUUCACACUCUGGAGAAAAGGGCCUGUUACCUAUAGAAUCCAGGAGUAAGAUCAGUAUUUCUGAAAAGAUAGUUUCCCCUCAAAGGAAACUGGAAGGUAACCAGAUAGCAGAAAACAGAGUGUCCAGCAUAAAGCAUGUUUCCUCUGUACAUAAAAAUGAGUAUUUACAUAUAAAUAUAACAGAAGAUGGGCUUAGGUCUCAACAGUUUAGGGAUCAGCCUGUGCAACUGAAGACUCCCGAAAGGACUAGUAACACUUGUGAUGGCCCUGUCAUCUCAUCUGUAUUUUCUCUGAGCUCUGGAUCUGAAAACGUCCCAGAAAGCAUUAAGUGGAAUAGUUCAACGACCAAAAUAAAGUCAAUUGAACUGUUGCGCAAAAAGAUAGCUCAGUUGAUUGAAUCUUGCGGCAAGCCUUCCUCUGUGUCUGCAAACAGUGCUCAUCGCCGUUCCAUAGGGCAAGCCCCAAAGCCAGCCUCAAAAGCAACCCCUGAAGGAAUUCAGGAAAUUAAUGUGUCACUGACUGGCCCGGGCCCCUCUGUGGGUCCUCUCCAAAAACCUCAGAAUGAGGGAGGUGUCACUGGCAGUGGACAGCUUAUCAAGCCACAGAUCUAUCCACAGCUUGCCAGUGGUGGUGAUAGGAAAAUGGAAGGCAGGGUGACCAGAAAGACUCAUGUUGCCACUCCAGUGCUGAUCCCCAAAGGGGCUGUGUUGAGGGUUCUUAACUCUUCUGAAGAUGCCCACAUCAUUGAGGCUACCUGUGACACCCCUGUCAACAUACCUUGCAGGGAAGCACAGGUACCACAACCAAUUCCAUUCAGCCCUGUGAGACAGACGGCCCCAGACCUGCAGCCUUUGACAAGUGAAAGUGAGCCAAUAGACAUGUCCCCAGGUCUGGAGACAUCUCUUCGAUCUAAACCAAGAAAAGAAGAUCUCACCAAGAAAAUGAGCCCUGUGUGUGGUAGGCAGCCUGGAGGCAGUGACUUCAGCAAGCAAGGGAGGUUGCUCUGCAGAGGUCUCACUGCAAGCAAGAAUAAAGCCAAGCAGGUUAGCUCAGCCAAGAAGAAAAGCAAGAUGCAGGCCGAUCCCAGCCGCUGUCUCAAGGAGCCUUCCAUUUUUCAGGUAGCAAGACAGCUUCGACUGAUAGCGGCUAAACCUGAUCAGUUGAUUAAAUGUCCCCGUCGGAACCAGCCAGUCAUUGUGCUAAAUCACCCAGACGUUGACUCACCAGAAGUGACCAACGUGAUGAAGGUGAUCAACAAGUACAAAGGCAAUGUGCUCAAAGUCGUCUUGUCAGAGAGGACAAGGUGCCAGCUGGGCAUCCGGCGGCACCACAUGAGGCUCACCUGCCAGAAUGUAGAGGAAGCCAACCAGAUGAAGAGGCAGAUGAUGCUGAAAAUGAAGCUGAAGAAGGUUCAUAAGAACAACUACCAGGUGGUGGACUCGCUGCCGGAGGACUCUUCACAGUGUAUAUUUAAGUGCUGGUUCUGUGGCCGGCUCUAUGAAGACCAGGAAGAGUGGAUGAGUCAUGGCCAGCGACAUUUGAUAGAGGCAACUAGAGACUGGGAUGUGCUUUCUUCCAAGGGCAAAUAAGUACAUUGGUCUUUGAAACCCAGAUUGUUUUAGUUUUUCUAGCUUGGGGUUGCCCCUGUACACUCUGAGGCAGAAGUGGUGUAGACUUAGGAAUGUGGAGAGCCCCCUCCCUGAGCUCUGGUGGUACCAGGAGAGGUGUAUAAGGCCCAGUAACUAUGCACAUGGAUGGUUGCUCAUGUUUUUCUGGUGAAUAAAUGUGAAGCUCUCAACAGAUCUCUAGUGGGAUCUGAAGCCUUUCCACACACUGCACCAGUUUUCUGAGUAGACAUGAAUCUUUCACAGUGCAUUUGAGGGACAGGUUUCAAAUGCCUCACACUUGCUCCUUAGACAAAUGUUGUUGAAGAACUAAACCUACAUGUUGAUGCACAUCCACUUAGUUUUUCCUUUAACUCCUUCAGAAGUUAUGUUUUUUAUUUUGUUGGUUAUCAUACAUUUGAUAAUAAGCUGUGCUCACCUGUUCUCACUCCACAAUCCUCAGCAGUAUUCUAGAGACCAUGAAAACCUUGGCUGUUUGAAAAGUGUGAUGAUCCUGAUUCAACAACAGGAGUCAGGAGAAAAACAAUUUCAAAGUUAUAGCUUUUUCUGUUAAAAUGCCUGAUUUGGGACAAUUGGCAGGAGUCAACAGAAUGGAAGAAAAGCCUUACUUGUCUUUAACUUAUGGGAGAUCCUCACCUUCCAUGGUUUCUGGCACAGGCACAGUUUGCUUCUAACCUGUCCUAAACAUCAACACGGUGUCCUCUUGCUCCCCUUCCGCUGGUAGUACUUCACUCUACCAGGGUGUCAGGGCUCACUGACCUAGGACACACCUUGAUGCAUGUUAGAAACCUGCCUGCCACACAAGCAGGACUUUCUGGGAAGGUUGAUCUCUGGGCAAGGGCACACAGGACUGGACUUUAGUUUUCCCUUGCCCAGACAGCAGGGCACUGAUAUGCGUACAGAGCACAGCCUGCCCUCCUCAAGGCUUUCCUUGGGGGAUUUGGUGGUGGUACUGGAGGAGAGAUGUUAGAUCUGAGAGUGAUACCAAUGACUUCUAAUCAACUGAGUUUUCACACAGGAAGUCUUAGAUUAUCCUGUCUUUAGGAUUGUACUGUCAAGUUGGCUCUCAUAGAUAACUCAGAAUUUGUUGGAUAUUAUUCAGUGCAUGAUAGUUAUGUUAAUUGGUUAAUUUUUUUCAAAUUUAAAACUUGGCAUUUUUAUAUGUGUAUGUAUAUGUGUGUACACAUAAAUAUUUUUUUACCAUUUGCAAAUUCUAUCAACUAAUUUUCUGAUUUCCUAAUUUAUAAAAUGUGAUCUGGGAAAAUAUAAAACAUUUUUAUAUUCUAGAAAUUUUAUUUUGGAAGUACAUUUUUACAAUGGUUUCAUCUCAUUUUUAGAUAAUGAAAGCUCAGUAGUGGGUGGGGUGAUUUUAUAUGAGCAAACAGGAAUAGACAACCUCUAGGUCAUUUCAUUGUGGCAUUUUAUCGUGCAUUGGUGCUUGUUAGCAGAUGGAAUCUGUAACACUUCACUACGUAGAGAGGACCAUUGUGCAUUUUGGUCCACGUUGUAGCCUGGCACCCCUCCAGCAUGCAGAAUAUCUAAAGUGUGGCAAAAGGAAGGAAGGCUGUGGGGUUCCCUGGUUUUUGUGUUACUUUUAUUUUUCCUUCUGUACCUCACAGCUCAGUAGCACUUUCCUGAAUGACCAGUGUGAGAGCUGGCCCCAGAAUGAGUGAAAUUAUUAGGUGUCAACAUGGAAUAUUUACUCUGCAGCUGCUCAGCUGUGUUUUCAAGUAUUAUUAAAAUGUAACCUGUGUGGAGCUGAAUUUUGUGAGUAGGAUAUGUAGCAAAAGUUUGGAGGAUUUUCAGAAUUAGAAGACCUGGUAAGACAUUCAAAGGGUUCCUGGCAGCCAUAAACAUGGGAGCAGAAAGUGACUUGUCUUCCCCAUGCAGAUCUUCAGAACAAGUUGUUAACGUGUAGGUGAGUGCUGAGAGAGGAGCCAUCUAGUGAACCCAGAGAGAGAAGAGCAGAAUGCAUUGUGUAUUUCUGUACUGUUGAUUUUGAAGGUUCUCUACAUUUUGGUAAUAAUACUAUUACUAAUAAAAUUAUUUUAAAUUUAUUUUUUAAAGUAGUUUUUCUUACUUUGGUCAACCAAAAAAUGAAAGAAACUUGUUAUGUUUAUAAUAUAAACAAGUGAAGUAAAAAUUUAAAGCCACUGAUUUAAAUGUUCUCUUAAUAGAUUAUAUUUUAUUCAAAUUUUUAUCUCCAGUCCAAAACAUUUUAUAAGCCCCUAUCAUGGGCCAAGCACUGUUAGCUAAACAAUGUAUUAACCCUCAAAAGUUCCUUCCCUCUAGAUUGACUUGAAUCUGUGAAUGAGCAGAAAACAACAUUGUACAGCAGUCAAGCAUUGUUAGAGCCCCUCUGUGAAGUUUGUGUCUGCUGCUCUGAUUUUGAAACACUUUUGUAUAUAGUUAGAAAAGUUGGCGUAAGUUUUGUUAAAUAAAGCAACUCUUAAGAUUUUA
Molecule: messenger RNA, 6842 nt
Organism: Jaculus jaculus (lesser Egyptian jerboa)
Lineage: Eukaryota; Metazoa; Chordata; Mammalia; Rodentia; Dipodidae
Gene: Znf518b
Product: zinc finger protein 518B
Exons: 3
Coding region: 1143-4346 (1067 amino acids)
Biological process (GO): regulation of transcription by RNA polymerase II
Cellular component (GO): nucleus
Molecular function (GO): RNA polymerase II transcription regulatory region sequence-specific DNA binding; DNA-binding transcription factor activity, RNA polymerase II-specific
Source: RefSeq, a predicted model, not a curated record